AUGGAAAUACUAAAGCCUAAAGUAAGGAAAGACAUAUUCACGUUUUCUUCCAGAGGCAAAGACGCAAUGAAGAGGAAUAUUCUUUUGAUUCAUGUUCUGGACACUCUUGGUCUCGCUUAUAUGUUUGAGAAGGAGAUCGUGGAGGCUUUGAAACAUGCUUUCGAGAAGAUAGAUGAACUGAUCACAGAUGAAAAUGAUCUGUACACAGUCUCCAUCAUGUUUCGGGUUUUUAGAACAUAUGGUCAUAAUAUGUUGUCGGAUGUGUUCGAUAGAUUCAAAAGAAAUGAUGGUAAAUUUAAAGAAAGUUUAUUAGAAGAUGUCAAGGGUAUGCUAAGCUUCUACGAAGCAGUGCACUUCAGGACAACGACAGAUCAUAUACUGGAUGAAGCGUUGAGCUUUACACUGGACUAUUUGGAGCCACUAGCUACAGAUAGCACAGCGAGCCCACCACAUAUGUUAAAGCAUAUAAAAAAUGCUCUUUACAUACCUCAGCACCAGAAAGGGCAGGUUCUGGUUACAAGAGAGUAUCUUUCUUUCUAUGAAGAAGAAAAGGACCACGAUGACACAAUGCUCAAGCUAGCCAAGCUUAACUUCAAGUUCUUGCAGCUUCAUUACAUUCAAGAAUUAAAAAUUAUCACCAAGUGGUGGAGGGGACUAGACUAUACAGAGAACCUCCCACCUGGCUUCAGAGAAAGAACACUCGAGUGUUGGUUUACGGGACUGAUGUUGUAUUUUGAGCCACAAUUUUCACUUGGGAGAAUUAUGUUGGCUAAGUUUUUUUUAAUGUUCACCUUUUUAGACGAUGCCUGCGAUACUUCUGGUUCAAUUCCUGAAGUUGAAAGCAUGGUUAAUUGUCUGGAAAGAUGGGAUUCCGAGUACAUGGAGAAUCUGCAAGGUCACAUGAAGACUGCCCUCAAAUUUGUGAUGUAUGUUUAUAAAGAGUAUGAAGAAAUAUUGAAGCCACAAGGAAGAUCCUUUGCGUUGGAGAAGAUGAUAGAAGAGUUAAAGAUAGCCGGGAGAGCAAACUUUGACCUCAUCAAAUGGGCAAGAGCAGGUCAAAUGCCUAACUUUGAUGAGUAUGUAGAGGCUGGUGGGGCUGAGAUUGGUUCAUAUGCAACCAUAGCAUGUUCUAUUAUGGGACUUGGACAGAUCAGUAAGAAGGAAGACUUUGAAUGGCUACUAUCUAGACCAAAGUCUGUCCGAUAUCUAGCCAGUAAGGCACGUCUCAUGGAUGAUAUUACGGAUUUUGAGGAGGAUAUGAAUAAAGGGUACACUGCAAAUGCACUUAACUAUUACAUGAAACAACAUGGAGUCACGAAAGAAGAAGCAAGUAAGGAAUUGCAUACGAUGAUUGGAGAUAUCAACAAGAUUGUAAACGAAGAGUGCUUAAAGACAACCAACAUUUCACGUCCCGUUCUAUCGCAAGUCGUCAAUUUUGGACGCAUGCUGAAUAUUCUCUAUACGUCCGAUGAUGUCUACAAUCACCGUGAAGGAAAACUAAAGGAUUAUCUCAGCGCUUUGCUUGUUGAUCCAAUAAAUCUUUAG
This is a messenger RNA of Eruca vesicaria subsp. sativa (arugula), 1545 nucleotides long. Lineage: Eukaryota; Viridiplantae; Streptophyta; Magnoliopsida; Brassicales; Brassicaceae. The record is from the annotation of a GenBank genome assembly.